Molecule: messenger RNA, 3204 nt
Organism: Saprolegnia diclina VS20
Lineage: Eukaryota; Oomycota; Saprolegniomycetes; Saprolegniales; Saprolegniaceae
Exons: 8
Coding region: 67-3147 (1026 amino acids)
Biological process (GO): transmembrane transport
Cellular component (GO): plasma membrane
Molecular function (GO): calcium ion binding; transmembrane transporter activity
Source: RefSeq, a predicted model, not a curated record
UGAUUGGGCAAAGCCUUGGCGCGGCCAUCCACGCAGCGCCAUUUCUCAUCGGGCGACGCCGCAGCGAUGGCAGCAGACGCUACUACGAGCUGUCGACAAGACGAGGACGCGCCGAGCUUGCACCGGCGGCCGACGCUGUCUCACCAGCUGAGCAAGUCGCAGCGCGAGGCCAUCGGGCGACUGCGCAUCACCAUGGGCAAGGCGCGGCCCAUGGACACUGAGGCCCAGUCCCGCACCGAGUUCAAGACCAACUUGGGUCUCGCCAUGCGCACGGGCCUCGGCGUCCUCAUCGCUUCUGCUUUUGUCACCAAGGCCUCGGGCGAGCACACGCCGGCGCGGCCAAAUAUCUGGGUCUGCUUUCCUGAGUGGUACAUCCUCGGCGGCAUCAACUUUAUCGCUGUCGCCUGCGUCUUUGCUGCUGGCCGCAACAUUGGCGCGACGCUGCGGGAAGUCUUCCAGCAAAAGCUCGGCGUCUUCCUUGCGUUCGCGUACAACGCAGUCCUCUUUCACUGUUUCCAGCCCCGCCUCUUUUACAGCGACGCCGAAGUACAAGCUGCUGUGCACGAUGGCACGCUUGUGCGCAUCACCACGUCCUUCAGCGGCACGCCGUACUAUGUCAACAACGGCGACGUCUUGACUGUGCUGCCGUUCAUGAUGGCCUUUAACGCGUUUAUUCUCCUCCUGCCCUUUGAAGCCGGGACCAAAAAGUUCUCGAUGGUCAACAACCUCAUUUUCGCCUUGACGGUCGUGAGCCCCAACGACUACAGCGACCCGGCCAAGCUCAAGGACGCGGCCAACGGUCUCUAUACGAGCCCGAUGAUCGUCAAGAACCUCUUUAUCUACAUGUGGCUCGGGCUCAUCGGCGCGUUCCUGUCGUUUCUCGUUGUCUGGGUGCCGUACCCGAUCUUUGCGAUCCGGAAGCUCCAGACGCAAACUCUGUCGGCGGCCGACACGAUCCACGACCUCUUGCACCUCGUCGUCGACGCCUACUGCUUCAAGAAGAAGAACGUCGAGCACAUGCACUUUCUACGCACCAAGAUCAAGCGCAAAUUUGAACUCGCCACACUGCAGAAGGACGCAAUGACAAGUCUUCUCAACGACGCGUGGUGGGAGCAGAUCCUCGGCCUCGCGCCGCUCCUGGGCUUCCAAAAAACAAUCACCAAGCCGUACAUUGAGCUCUACGCAUCGCUCCUCGACACGCUUCGCGCGAUGAACCAAGCGCUGCAGCUCGAGCACUACGACCGUCUCCACACGUCGUUCAUGGCUGCGUUGCAGCAAGAGGUGUGCAGCGUUCAAUUCCGCGCGAUCGCACUGCUCCGCGAGAUUUCGCUUGACGUCCACGCCAACCAUACAGAUCUGCAGUUGUCGCAGCUGCAUGCGCUGCAGACCGAGAUGGAAGCUCUCUUAUUGCGCUUUCAAGCGACGCAGAGCAAGCUCUUCCUCACGAUGCACCCGACGCCGUCGGACGUCGAAGGCAACAUCCCGCUCAACCUCUUCCUCUUUGGCCUCCAGUCGCUUUGCGCGGCGAUGGCCGAGUUUCCCGCCAAAGUUCGCAACGAGACCCACCACACUCCGUCGCGCAUGCUCAACUUUAUCAAGCGGUCGUUCUGGUCGUUUGUCGAUCCACGCAAGCUGACGCCGGCGCGGUUCCAGAUUGCAUUCAAAGUCUGGCUCGCCCUCCUUUUGUCCAGCCUUCUCGCCGUAUAUGUCUUUGGAUUUUCGUCCACGGCGCCAACGACAAUCGCCUACGUCAUGGGCAAUCAAAUUGGUGGGUCGUUUGGCAUCUCGUUGUUUCGCGCCGUCGGCGUCGUCGCCGGCGUCAUCGUGCCCUCGAUCGCGCUCUUCUUUGUCUGCACCUACAGCGGCGAGUACACGGCAGUGAUGCUUGUCCUUCGCAACUUGUUCUUCUUUGUCUGGACGACCGCGUCCAUGUAUGUGAAGUGGAAGGGCGGUCUCGACUCGUACGCCGGCCUCGUCUCGGCCUUUAUUGCCGCCGGGAUCUUGCUACCCGAUGACAUUUGUCCCGCGCCUGGCUCCUUGUCGUCCUACGCCAACGUCGUGCAAAUGACCCUCGGCGUCCUCCUCAUCGUCAGCAUCGAGCUACUCUUUUGGCCCGAGAGCGCCUACAAGCUCCUCCGUCGCAACGUUCAGAUGCACCUCGGCCUCUGCCGAGUCGCGUUCAGUACGCUCGUGGAGCACACCCUCCUGUGUGAUGGCGCGAGCGACCUCUCGCAGUUGGCAGCGGUCAAGACGGCUCUACAGACGACUGCCCCAUCGUGUCUCAACGACCAGCGAAUAUUGCUCAAGGAAGCGCUUUUCGAGCCGCGACUGUGGCGUCCGGCCUUCUCGCAGCCCAAGUACACGGCGAUCGUCGAGGGCUGUCAGCGCCUCUUGACCAACACGACGAUUCUGCUGCAGCUUGUCGAGUGGUUCCUGCGUCGACACGCGUCAUUGGCGUCGUGCGACUUGCCCCUCGAGCUCGGUCCGUCGAUCCACGAGACCUUCGAGACUCUGGACACGCUCUUUGGCGAGCGCUUCCAGUUCGCCGACGCCGACCAGACAGCGCUGUUUGUGCAGAUGAAGGAAGCGUUCCAGCUCGCGGACAAGCAGGGCAGCGGGUAUGUGGAUGCGAGUGACGUCAAGGUGCUGCUUCUGCACGUGUUUGAGCAGUCGGGCGUCUUGCCAAUGGACGCGGUCGACGAGUACGUGGCCGACUUUAUUGAGAUCGUCAACCAAGACAAGUCGGGCAAGGUCUCGCUCGACGAGUUCAUGCGUGCGCUCGAGAACGGCUUGCUGCUCGAAGUGGAGGUCCUUCCGACGCAGAGCAGCGCCCAUCUGCUCUCGGCGACAGCGUUGCAAGAAAUCUCCAUCGACGGUAGCCCGCUCUUGACGCCGACCAGUCGACUGCCCGAAUAUUUCUUGGACGACGGCGUCCGUCGCGCCCACGACAUUUUGGACGUCGAGACGUUCUCGCUGCUCCAUGCUGCCGACGCCAUGCGCCAGUCGUACGCGGCGUGGCUGCUGCAGGACGACAGGUACAAGGGUCUCGCACUCGAAGAACUCCUUCUUCUCAACAGUCUGGUGAGUGGCAUGAGCGGCAUCGCGCACAACUUGGCGCUGCUCGAAGAGACCGUCGUCCAACCCUAAUAUCCCCGAACCUCGAUAGACUAGAUAUCUAAACUCUCUCAACUUAUUCUACCUGCA